Molecule: messenger RNA, 1215 nt
Organism: Lottia gigantea (owl limpet)
Lineage: Eukaryota; Metazoa; Mollusca; Gastropoda; Lottiidae
Exons: 1
Coding region: 1-1215 (404 amino acids)
Molecular function (GO): zinc ion binding; metalloendopeptidase activity
Source: RefSeq, a predicted model, not a curated record
AUGACAAUGUUUACAUAUAAGCUAUGCUUUCUGUAUGUAUUUUUGAAUAUCUAUGCCCGGUCUACUGGUCAAAUGUGUGGAAAUGUACAAAAUUUUGAUCAACAGAUCUAUGAAGGGAAACGGUCAUCGUCGAAAUCAUUUUGGACACAGGCUCCUCUUGGUUUGUUACAAUGCAUUCACAUGUGUCGGUCAAACUCCAUGUGUCUUUCCAUCAACUUUGUCAACUCAAAUGGCACAUGUGAAUUAAUCUCUACCGAUGUCAAUUCUGAAACUCUGCAAAAUGCUCCUAGUUAUUUGACUGUCAAUGCUCAAAUUUGGCCACAUGUGCACCUUGGAAAUUGUGAAAAUCAUAUGUGUUCACAAGAGAGCUUAUGUGAAUCUCUUGAGAUUGGUUACAGGUGUAACAUCAUUGGAUGCUAUGGUUCUGGAAUCCCGAACGCAGACCCACAAACAUUCAAUUCAAAGAUACACAAUUUCGGAGAAGCUGUUGAAAAGCCUUGUAAAUUUGGCUACUAUAGCACUGAUGCCGUUUCAUGUCUCUCCAAUGGCAGCUGGUCCGUCUUCACCUGUCAUCCAUAUCAAGAAAUACCUAAUUGUCGAUAUUUGAAGGACUCUUGCAAUACAUUAUAUAGUGAUGGUGAGUACUGGCUGUAUCCACCAGCAUUAAAUGGGGCUAUGGUGAAAUUGUAUUGUGGUAAACUAGAUACUGAUCCAACUGCUUACAUCACUCUGGUAGAGAACAACUUUUCUUCACGUAGUAUAUACCUUCAUGAUUCUAACUGUUCUCCAGUUCAAGCUAGUACGACCAAGAUCGCUCAGGAACAGCUAGGAUAUACCAAUUUCCAAAAGAUAGCAUUCGCACCACGGACUGCUCGAGUUCUACGCGAAGACUUUACCUUUACAUGGACAAACUAUACCCAAAUUGGCUACGGGAUAUCUGCUGACUGCCUUCCUGUAGACACAACAUGUAGCCUUUUGGGAAGGUUUGAGAUCAACCUUGAAGGUACUGGAUUUCUGAUUCAAACCGAUGUCAUCUGGGUCCAAGAUAAUCACGAUGCUGUCAUGGAUAUCUACGUUACUGAAAACAGAGAAAUAACUGGAGUAUGUGGCAAAGGAUGUGCAGGAUGUAAACCCGAAAGUCAUAUUGUUCUGGAAGCUGAUCCUUUUAACCAACCACAAAUGGAGAGUGCGACAAGACCAAUAUGUACCCAGUAG